GCAAAGUUUUUACUACAAACAAAAUUAGUUUUGAAAUUGAGGGAAACAGUUAGUUAGUCAUUUGAAUCAGCAAUGAAUACAACAAGCAGGACUGGCUUGGUACCAGCUAGAAAGAGAAACUUCGUAAUAAAAGAAAAGCGGAAGAAAUCUACAGAAGCUUUACCACUCAAAUUUGAAGCUUCCCCUGUAGUUCUAUCACUACGACCACUGGGUGGACUGUAUAAUCCUUUUGCCAAGGGCUGUUCGGUACUAUGUAACCAUCCAGCGCCACCAGAUUUAAAAAAUAUAAUAAGUCAAAUGAAAACGUCACUGAUAGUGGAUGGCAAAAGUGUGCAGCUCCAGAAAGAUAAAAACGUUGCGACAUCACUCCAUGAUACCGACAACAUACCGGAAGACCUCUUUCGACGUUACACGGACACAGACUCACGUCCGCUGACACCAACUCCGACAGUUACCAGUGUGCAUACUAGAAACAGCACAAGUUCAUUCUUGAACAAUAGACGCUGUAUAACACCUGAGUUGGGUAAAAAUGAGAUAAUCAAGAGGAAAAAGAUUAUAUUGGAUUUGCGAAGAACGCACUCUCAAGAAACGCUUUAUUGGAAACCCUCAUCAGAUAUGUCACAAAGCAACACCGACACCGGUGGGCUUAAGCCGAAAAGUGCCGGUGCAAAUGAGGAGCGCAAAAGCAAGCACUUACGUGGCGAAGAACUGCGGCCUAAUACCUCUUUGGGUAAUGUCCAAGUUGGUGAUGGGGUAAAAGAUAUGGAAAGCGUGGACAUAAAGAAAGUAAAAACUUGUAUUAAUGAGCAACAUAUAGAUGACGAGGACAUACGGCGUGGCAAGAAGAGAAAAAAGUUAAAACCCACUACAACUACUACAGCUACAUUUCACCUUAGCGAAGAUCCUGAAACACAAGUUGCUGCGCUCGGUCCGGACUCACUGAACCCGAGCACACGUCCAAGUCUUAUACCCAAUGCGGCGAGUUUGCUGCCAAGCAAAGAAAAACGCGAGAGUGAACCAAUACUUUUGAAAGGCAGUUUUCUAACGGACGAAGCUUUUCAAGCAUUAAAAACGGAACUGGAUAUCGAUGUUAUCGAAAACACUUUUGGUAAAUAUUUGAAUCGCGCUUUACGUGAGGCUUUUAAAUAUUUACCAGAGAAGAAACCAAAACCAAACAAGAGAGCUGUUGAGAAAUAUGAAAAUCCUGCAUUCACUUUCAAAGCCAAAUUGCCACGGAAGCUUUCAAAGUCAGCAAUAAGAUUUGAUGUACCGUUAGAUCCAAAAUUACUAAGAGAUAUGACAGUUUUAGGCUAUCUAGGCAAAUAUGUGUGGGUCUCUGACCAACGAAAGCAGCUCUUCAAAAGAGUUUUCCUGCAAUAUUUGCCGACAGAAAUAAUUGAACAUGAUGAAACAACAGACAAUAUGGUAAAGAAUGAUGGCAAUGCCGAAGACGACUCUUAUCAGGUGCUAAACGAGUACGUAGAACGUAAAAUACCACUUAGUUGCUUUCCGAAAGCAUUAGAAGACGUUCUAGAAUUUUAUGGCACCGAGCAAAAUAUAUCGAAAAUAUUACAUUUAAUAGAAUAUGAAAAUGAAGAAUCUUCUAAGGAAAUUGAUUUUCGUACUUGGUGUGGCGUUGUCUCGUUUGCAGAACGGUUGGCGAUGGAAAAUCCCAAUGGGUCGGACUCAUGUGAUGAGUUGGAAAAGGCGGACUUCGGUAGCUUAGAAGAAAGGUUACCAAAUUUUUCUAUUCCAGAAAAGCUAUUGGAAAUCUUCAGAAUAAUUCGAUCAACACAUAAUGUAUAACGUACGCGAGAGAACAAUAUGGAAUCAUUUCUCAUGAAUUUUAAUUAAAAGUGAAUUAACUCCAUAGUGUAAAUAUUUUUAUAAACUCAACAUUCUUACAUGUACACAAUUGAAGCACACAACUUAUAUUACAAAAUUGCAAUAACUAUGUAAGUACAUACAUAUGUAUGUAUGUUUCUCGUAUUAUAUAAAUAAAAGCAAUAAUACUAAAGCCUCACCACUUUAAACCACUGAUA
Messenger RNA from Bactrocera neohumeralis, 2042 nucleotides. RefSeq lists its product as uncharacterized. The transcript is spliced from 7 exons. NCBI's taxonomy places the organism in Eukaryota, Metazoa, Arthropoda, Insecta, Diptera, Tephritidae. The coding region runs from base 73 to 1806 and encodes 577 amino acids. The record is from RefSeq and is a predicted model, not a curated record.